AUGCCUCGAAAUUAUCUGAGGAAAGCUUCGGAUAGAUGCGUCGUAACAGAUGAACAGCUGGAAGCCGCCAAAUUAUUAAAGGGUGCCAGUAAAAGAAAAGCUGCAUUUCAAGUCGGACUUAAGGAAAGUACGCUGCGAAAACGUUUAAAAACUGGGAAGACAGCAAACAGCUUGGUAAGAUUUUCUUUGACAUUCACCAAGGACCAAGAGACUGAUAUAUACAAAUAUAUUAAACAAAGUGAUGAUCUUUAUUAUGGUCUCACAAUGCAGAAACUCCAGAAGUUGAUUUAUGAGUAUGCUGAAGUAAACAAAAUUAGCUGGCCGAGACUGGGCAGAUUAGAGGUAAAGGCUUUAAAUGAUGGGGACUUAUUUUUGGACUUCAAGAACUGGUGGCCAAGAUAUUAUACUAAAACAGCAAUAUCAGAGGAAACCAAAGGCAGAGGUGUCAUCAGAUCACUAUCUGAAAAUAAAAUCUAUUUCCAACCCACUGUCUUCAAAGAAUUUAGACAUUUAAUUAAAAGGGCUGGUAUUAUCCAGGCACUUAUUGCCCAAAGAGUGCGGUUGCCAUGUGAAAAAGCAUAUGAAACUGUGAACCCCAUAAACGCAAAGAAAAUUCAAGAUAUUAAAAAGCUUAUUAGCUACAUUCGUGACACUCAUCAAGAUUUUUAUAAAAAAAUAUUGACAUGGCCCACAACACAAGCAAGAAUAUAA
Pieris macdunnoughi is the source of this 711-nucleotide messenger RNA. Lineage: Eukaryota; Metazoa; Arthropoda; Insecta; Lepidoptera; Pieridae. The record is from the annotation of a GenBank genome assembly.